AUGAACCGUGAAGAGGGCAAGAUGCCGCCGGCCAGCCGCCGCCGCGGCACCCGUUCGCUAGUGGCCAGUCCGCUGGACGACGACGACCUCCUCUGCGAGAUCCUCGUCCGCCUCUCCCCGCAGCCGUCGUCCCUCCCCCGCGCCUCCGCCGUCUGCAAGCGCUGGCGACGCCUCGUCUCCGACGCCGGCUUCUUCCGCCGCUUCCGCCUCCACCACUGCCGCAACCCGCCACUGCUCGGUUUCUUCGAAGGAUCUAAAGGUCUGACCUUCGUGCCCACCCUGGAGGCCCCCAACCGUGUCCACCCCGGACGCUUCUCGCUGCCGUCCGGCGUGGGCGAGUGCUUCAAGUGCCUUGGGUGCCGCCACGGUCUCGUGCUCAUCUCCCUUCGGAACCGCCUCCAGGCCCUGGUGUGGGACCCCGUCACCGGCGACCAGCACCGCUUCACCAUUCCCCCGGGAGUUGCCACACAUGGAGAUAGUACCCUGAUCAACGGAGCGGUGCUUCGUGCUGCCGGACACUUCCAGUUCCAGGUGGUCGUGGUAGCCGCAGAUGGUGACAACCAACAUAGACGAGCGCUCGCCUGCGUCUACUCGUCGCAGACCGGCUUGUGGGGGGAUCUUAUCUCCACACCGCUGCCAUACAAGGCUACUGGGUGCAUUUUCCCCACCUUCGUCAAUACGAAUGAUGCUGUGCUGGCUGGAGAUUCCCUCUACUGGGUGCUUGCGGGCAAUUCAGAUAGAAUUCUCGAAUUUGAUUUGGUAAAACAGAUCCUAACUGUGAUACGGGUACCAGUGGAUGUGCGUGUGCAGGUCAGCUGCUUCACGAUUAUACGGGCUGAGGGCGGCGGGCUGGGUGUCUUCUUCCUCUCAGGCUCAGACUCCAACUGCACUGCCCAGUUAUGGGAAAGGAAGACUGAUUGUUGUGGUGUUGCUUCAUGGUUGCUCGCAAGAACUAUUGAACUGGACAAGAUACUUUCCCUGAAAGCACAGAAGAAAGAGGUCAUCUACGUACGAGGGUAUGCUGAGGAAAAUAAUGUGGUGUUCUUGUCGACAUUUGUCAGUCUCUUCAUGGUUCAUCUUGAGUCACUCAAGUUCAAUAUGGUUUUCGAUACCAAACCCUUGGCCUUGUCUCAGUGUCAUCCAUUCGAAAGUGUAUAUGCUGCAGGUAAGAACAUGUCUUAUGCUGAAGAUACAAAAUUUGUACUUUUCUGGUAA
Messenger RNA from Lolium rigidum, 1215 nucleotides. RefSeq lists its product as uncharacterized. Gene Ontology annotation, molecular function: protein binding. The record is from RefSeq and is a predicted model, not a curated record. The transcript has a single exon. Lineage: Eukaryota; Viridiplantae; Streptophyta; Magnoliopsida; Poales; Poaceae. The coding region runs from base 1 to 1215 and encodes 404 amino acids.